Apis florea (little honeybee) is the source of this 527-nucleotide messenger RNA. It is a transcript of the gene Eh, whose product is annotated as Eclosion hormone. Gene Ontology annotation, molecular function: ecdysis-triggering hormone activity. The record is from RefSeq and is a predicted model, not a curated record. Gene Ontology annotation, biological process: ecdysis, chitin-based cuticle; neuropeptide signaling pathway. NCBI's taxonomy places the organism in Eukaryota, Metazoa, Arthropoda, Insecta, Hymenoptera, Apidae.
CCGUCAUCGUGCAGUGCUCAGUGUCAUUCGUCUGGUUUUAUCAAUUCCAGCAGCCUCGACUUGUUGUCCAAGCGUACCAGCAACCAGUCAUGAACACUUCAAUCCGUAUUUUGCUGGUGCUCUUUUUAGUCUAUUCAAUGGUAUUCACGUUCGUUGCAGGAAGCGUUCCUUUCGAACGAGCCAUAGGAGUCUGUAUCCGAAAUUGCGCUCAAUGCAAGAAAAUGUUCGGCCCGUACUUCCUUGGACAGAAGUGUGCCGAUUCUUGUUUCAAGAACAAAGGAAAACUCAUUCCUGACUGCGAGGAUGAGGAUUCGAUCCAACCAUUCCUCCAAGCGCUUGAUAGCGAAUAUUAGAAAAUUAAAAUCGACUUGAAGUUCCUCGCUAUUUAAUAAUUAUUCACGCUAAGUGUAUACCAAAACUAGUAUGUCGUCUGAAUUUGCAAAUAGAAUAUACGAACAUAAUAUAUCUCUCUGUUAAGUAAUGUCGAAUUUUUCUUUUCGUUUUUUUUUUUGUAAUUUUUUGAUCUU